Ostreobium quekettii is the source of this 675-nucleotide messenger RNA. NCBI's taxonomy places the organism in Eukaryota, Viridiplantae, Chlorophyta, Ulvophyceae, Bryopsidales, Ostreobiaceae. The record is from the annotation of a GenBank genome assembly.
AUGGAAGGCGCGCCCCAGGACGCGAACGGCGGACCCGCGCAGGCCCCGGAGACGCCCGCGGAUCCCCCAGCCGCGCCAGAGACGGCGCCCGAAAUGCCCAAGCCGGAUGGCGACAAUCCCGAAGCCAAGCCGACCCCGAACGGGGAUUCAUCUGCCCCUGUUGCCGCGCCGACGCCCAUGUACUCGGAGGUCCAGCAGGCCGCGCAGGCGGCGGCGGGAGGCGGCGACGGGAGCGCAUCGCAGGCGCCCGCACCUCCAGUGGCGAACAGCCCAUACAUGGAAAGAUACAACGAGUACUGGCAGACCGUCAAGGAGAAUCCGGACGAUUUCCAGUCGUGGACGUACCUUAUAUCCACGGCAGAACAGAUGGAUGACAUCAACUGCUUGAGGGAGGUAUUCGAUGCCUUUCUUGUGGAGUACCCUCUUUGCUAUGGGUACUGGAAAAAAUAUGCUGAUGCUGAACACCGGCAUGGCAACGACGAGAGGGCUGUUGAGGUGUACCAGCGGGGCGUGCAGUCCAUCCCUUACUCUGUGGACCUCUGGGGCCAUUUCUGCAGUUUUGUGCAGAACCUUCCUGAGACGCCUGAAGAGAAAACAAGGAGGACAGGCUGUGGCUGUGGUGCUGCCUUUGCCGGCCCCGACCGGGAGGUUUUUGACGUGUGUGUGUGGGACUGA